AUGGCGUCACAGUUGGAGGCUCCCGCUGAAGACAGCGAGGGGGCCAUCUUGGAUCGCCAAUUAAACGGCCUCGAAGGAGAGGAGGCGAGGAGCAAGAAUGUAUUUGCGUAUGCGACAUUCGAGGAUAAGGCCAUUCUUUCAUUCAGUUCCAUUUGCGCGAUUAUUGCUGGCGCCCUGAAUCCUCUGGUUCCCGUCAUCUACGGUCUCCUUGUCGGUGUGUUCAAUGGCUUCGCCGCAGGCACCGUUACCGCCGCCGAGCUGCGGUCCAAAAUCUCAACCUUCAGUCUCUACUACGUCUAUCUCAGCCUAGCUCUAUUUGUCCUCACAUAUGUAUCCACCGUUGGAUUCUACUACUCUGGAGAGCGCAUCGCUCGAGCGCUGAGAACUGCAUACCUCUCGGCAAUCAUGCGCCAGAAUAUGGCCUUCUUUGACCUGCUCGGCCCAGGCGAGAUAACAAAUCGCAUCAUGUCGGACAUGGGCACGGUCCAGGAAGCCAUUACAAGCAAGGUAUCAGUGACCGUGAGCGCCGUGGCCCAAUUUUGCGCCGCAUUCGUCAUCAUCUUUAUCCUGUACUGGAAGACGGCACUCAUUAUCAGCCCCUUCUUUGUCACCAUGACUGCGGUGGGAAGCGUUGGUGGCGCAUACGCCAUCAAGCAUCACAGGAGGGCCAUGGAAAUUUACGGCCAGGCUUCCGGGAUCGCCGAGGAGGCUAUUGGUGCCGUAAGGCAUGUCACUGCCUUUGGAAUUCAACCACUACUCUCACGGCGGUAUCUCUCCAUGUUGGAUGAGGCAGCCAAGGCAGAUGCCAAAGGCGAGAACAUCGUGUCGGCCAUUAUUGCUUGGUCAAACGCCAUGCCAUGUCUCAUCUACGCACUUGCUUUCUGGGGCGGCGCCAAAUUCCUAGUCAAGGGAGAGGUCUCCGUCUCUGAACUUACGGCCACAACGCUGACGGUGGUUAUCGGGGCCUUCGCAAUCGCUAGGAUCGCCCCUUCAGCUCAGGCGCUGACGUCGGGCAUCGCAAUCGCCGGUGCCGUUCUGAAGACGAUCGCGAGACGGUCGCCCCAGGACCCGUUGCUGGCGACGGGAGAAGAGCCGGAGGCGGUGGUUGGAGACAUCCGGUUGGAGGGUGUCGGGCUAGUGUAUCCGUCCAGAAGCCAUGUCAAGGUAUUGAAGGACGUAACUCUGUCAUGUCCUGCAAUGAAGAAGACGGCCAUCGUGGGUCCAUCUGGAAGUGGAAAGAGUAGUCUCGUGGGAUUGAUUGAAAGAUUUUACGAACCGACGAGUGGCCGAGUCUUGCUCGACGGUCGAGAUAUACAAGGUUUGAACCUUCGCUGGUUGCGGCGUCAGAUCUCCCUCGUGGAUCAAAACCCGGUCCUCUUUAAUGCCUCAAUAUUGGAGAAUAUUCAGUACGGAUCCCCCGAGGCUUUGAGUCAGUCGUCCAGAGCCAGAACCCAAGUCCCCGAGCAAGUUAUUGAGGCUGCCAAGAAAGCGAAUGCUCACGACUUCAUCACGAUGCUCCCUGACGGUUACGACACUCAGGUGGGGGAAAAGGGUCUCCAGCUCUCCGGAGGCCAGCGACAGAGAAUCGCCAUCGCUCGCGCAUUAGUCAAGGACCCGAAGAUCCUCCUCCUCGACGAAGCAACCUCUGCAUUGGAAUCAAAAUCUGAAGCAUUGAUACAAGCGGCUCUAGAUGCCGCGGCUGAGCAUCGUACAACUCUGGUAAUCGCACAUCGACUGUCGACUAUCCGCAACGCUGACAACAUUAUUGUGCUUUCUGAAGGCCAAGUUGUUGAACAAGGAAAACACGAGGAUCUCAUCGCCAGGGACGGGUUGUAUGCUGCCUUGGUUCGGAAGCAGCAGAUUGAAGAGACGAAAGGAAAAGAGAUUGCCGAGGAACGCACCUUCAUAGACGAGGCGGAGAAGGACUCGCCAAGUGUGUCGAUCAGUCAUAUGGAUGAGAAGAUACAGGCAGACGAACAUGUCCACCACUCGACCACAAUGGUGCCUGCGGAAAAGGCUGGGGAAACCCUAGGUCGGCCUAGCGCAAGGCAAGUGCUAGCUUUCAUCGGGCGCAAUAGCAAGGUUGACUGGAAAGUACUGCUCCUUGGGCUUCUCUGUUCUAUCCUUGCCGGAUUGGGCAUUCCAGUGCAGUCGGUAUUUUUCGCCAAACUCUUAACCGCUCUCGGUCUGCCACCUCCUCAAUAUGCCGAUCUUAAGAGCGAGGUCGCCUUUUGGUCCGGUCUAUACGUCGCUAUAGCGGCCACCACGUUCCUCUUCUGGAUGGGUGUUGGGAUAACCUUAUCAUACGCGACUCAGAAACUCACACGCCGAGUUCGCGAGGCCUGUUUCAAGUCUAUUAUGACGCAGGACAUAGCCUUCUUCGAUGAGGCGGGUAAUGCGCCUAGCGCACUGUCAAGUGUCCUCUCCAAGAGCACGAACGACCUUGCCGGCAUCGGCGGACCUGUUCUUGGUGGUAUACUCACCUUCUUUUCGACAAUCGUUGCCAGCAUCAUUCUGUCGCUAGCUAUUGGAUGGAAGCUGGCGCUUGUAUGUACUGCUACUAUACCAGUCGUGGUGGCCUGUGGCUGGCUUCGGCUGCAGAUGCUGUCGGCAUUCGACGCCAAGAUCCGACAGAGCGGACUCGAUUCGGCGGCAUAUUCCGGAGAACUUGUCCGGUCAAUCCGAACAGUCGCCUCCCUCGGACUUGAAGAAUUCGCUCUGGAACGGUACGACGGCUUCUUAGCACAGCAAGCAGCCAAGUCUCUCCGCUCGAUACUCUCCGCCUCUAGUCUCUACGCCGCGUCGCAGUCUCUCGUCUAUCUCUGCUCGGCGUUGGCCUUUUGGUAUGGUGGAACGCUCAUCGCAAACGAGGAGUACACCGUUUUCCAAUUCUACAUUUGUUUUGUUAGUCUCAUAUCAGGGGCGCAGAUCGCCGGGUCUAUAUUUACUUUCACGCCCGAUGCGAGCAAAGCCAUACAUGCAACCGGGGAUCUACAGCGCAUCCUAAACGCGAACCCGAGCAUCAACAAGACAUCAUGGAGUAGGCCUGCUGCCGCGCAAGAGGAGAAAGAAAAGGCAGGUCAGGAGGACAGCCGCGCUUGUCAAGUUCAGUUCGAGAGCGUGUCAUUCAGCUAUCCUUCUCGGCCCAAUCGGCGUGCUCUCGAUAAUUUUAACGUUCUAAUCAAGCCCGGCCAAACCCUCGCCCUCGUCGGUCAUAGCGGAAGCGGGAAAAGCACGUGUAUAUCCCUGCUAGAGCGUUUUUACGAUCCGGAUCACGGACGGAUUCUUGUUGAUGGGCGGGAUGUCCGGAACAAUGACGUGGACAAAUAUCGUCGGACCAUCGCGCUUGUCAGCCAAGAAACGUUCGUGUUUUCGGGUACAUUAAGGGAGAAUGUGGCCAUCGGACGGGCAGGGGAGGAUGUGAGCGAUGAUGAUACCCUUGCAGCGUGCCGGCAGGCUAACAUUCUGGAAUUUAUCGAGUCUCUACCGGAAGGUCUUUCCACCCUCGUAGGGACGGGCGGCUGCAUGCUCAGUGGCGGGCAGAAGCAGCGCAUUGCCAUCGCGCGUGCCUUUCUCCGAAAACCCAAGAUGCUGCUGCUCGAUGAGGCCACCUCGGCACUAGACACCGAGUCCGAAUCCGCUGUUCAAGCGGCCCUGGAUGCCGUCAGGAAGGGCCGGACCACCAUCGUAGUAGCGCACCAGCUUCGCACGGUGGUGAACGCCGAUGUUAUUUGCGUGCUGCAGGAUGGAGCGCUGCAGGAAAUGGGGAACCAUGAAGAGUUGAUGGAGAGGCGAGGGAAGUAUUGGGAAAUGGUUGGGAUGCAGAGUUUACACUAA
Messenger RNA from Scedosporium apiospermum, 3837 nucleotides. Its product is annotated as Multidrug resistance protein 1, 2, 3 (P glycoprotein 1, 2, 3). Lineage: Eukaryota; Fungi; Ascomycota; Sordariomycetes; Microascales; Microascaceae. Bases 1 to 3837 code for a protein of 1278 amino acids. Gene Ontology annotation, biological process: transmembrane transport. Gene Ontology annotation, cellular component: membrane. Gene Ontology annotation, molecular function: ABC-type transporter activity; ATP binding; ATP hydrolysis activity. The record is from RefSeq and is a predicted model, not a curated record. The transcript is spliced from 5 exons.